AUGUUUUCAGCGUAUGCGGGGCUCUUUUGCACCACUGCGGCAGCUUGUCUCUGCACAUCGCACGCCGCCGCCCCUGCGCGGCCACGGCAGGAAGGCAGCGACAUCGCAUUCGCCGAUUGCGAAGGCGGGCGCAGGGGCAGCCAGGAGUUGAGGUCUUUGCUGUUGAUCAUCGAUGCGCCUUUGUUCAUCGUCGUUGCAGGUGGGUACAUCUUCGCCAUGGCCAGCCUCGUAAUUCUGCGCUCGUGCCCGUAUAGCAGGGUGCUCGGUAUAGUUGGCACCGUGCUUACCAUCGCUGGCUGCAUCGUAGUUGGGAUUCGGGAUCCUGCUGAGGUUUGUGGCACCAAGGGUGCGGUUGGUUUGGCAUCAAGGCCUCCAUGCAGCAAGACAUGGCCGAGAGUGCAACCAUUUGUUUGCACGGUCUUGUUUUUUUGA
Molecule: messenger RNA, 432 nt
Organism: Prorocentrum cordatum
Lineage: Eukaryota; Dinophyceae; Prorocentrales; Prorocentraceae
Source: the annotation of a GenBank genome assembly